AUGGUCCAACUCGCCCACAUCUUCAAAAAGGACAAGGAUAAGGAUAAGACCGAGAAGAACAAACCUGAUCUACGUCCGUCUCGAUCUUCCUUCUCCGCUUCGCGCACAUCUCCAUCUCCGAAGUCGCCCUCCAAAUCCCCAACCAAGCCACCUACCAAAUCUCCCUCCAAAUCAUCGUCCCCCACCAAAUCUCCCAAACCUGCCAAACAAUCAUACUUUUCUCUCAGUCGGUCAUCCUCCAAUUCCGGACCGACCGCCAAUUUCAAGUUUGCCCGGUCUUCGCGUGACCAGGACAUACAUCCACUCAAUCUCCCACCUGACGAGCUACGUCGUCGAUUGUCCGCCAUGGCAGCAUCCAACGAAGAGCAGCAGAACUUCAUGGAUAUUGAUCCCAAGGAACCCCAGAUUGAUGCUGUGAAGGAUGAUGUCAAGAAUGAUGCCCUGAAGACUGAUGCUGCGAAGAUUGAUGCGGUGAAGACUGAUGCGGUGAAGACUGAGACGGCGAAGACCGAUGCUGUGAAGAAAGAUGCCGUGAAGGAAACUGAGGAGCGGAGUCCGACUCCGCCACCGCACCAGUCGAAUAUAUCUUCUGCCGACGAGGCCGACUCCUUCAAGUUGGCCGGAAACAAGUUCUUCAAGGAUGGCAAUUAUCGACGAGCUAUCGAUGAAUACAACAAGGCCAUCGAGAUCAAUCCCAACUCACCAGUCUAUCUCUCUAACCGAGCGGCGGCUUACAUGUCCGCCAAACAAUUCCCGAAUGCGUUGCAGGAUGUUCAACGUGCCAGCGAGCUCGAUCAUGGCAACCCGAAGAUCAUGCACCGAUGGGCUAAGAUUCUGACGAAUUUGGGUCGUCCUGCAGAGGCCCUAGAGGUGCUGUCACGUAUCCAGCCACCAGCCACUGCCACCGACCGGGCAGCCGCAGAGAAGAUGCUACGCUUCGUCACGCAAGCCGAGCGGACAAUAGCGGAAGACCGCGGUGUGUCGAUGGUGAUCUACUGUCUAGACCAGGCACGCCAAGGGCUCGGACAAGGUGUCCGGGAGCCCCGCAAGUGGACGCUUAUGGCCGCCGAGGCUCAUCUGAGGCUGAACAACAUCAACUCGCUAGGCAGAGCACAGGACAUUGCAAUCAACUUGCUGCGCGAGAACAGCCAGGACCCGGAUGCGAUGAUGAUCCGUGCCCGCGCCUUCUAUGCCCUCGGUGAAACCGAGCAGGCACAGAAGGUUCUGAAGAUGUGCCUCGGGCUGGACCCGGACAUGAAGCAGGCCAUCAAGCUACUGCGCAUUGUGCAGAAGUUGUCUCGCACAAAAGAGGAAGGAAACACCGCUUACAAGGCCAGGGACUAUCGCCGUGCUAUCGAUCUUUGGGCACAGGCUCUCGAGGUUGACCCCUCCAACAAGGAUAUGAAUGCCAAGAUUCUGGGUAACCGUGCCCAGGCUUAUAUCAACUUGAAGGAGUAUGAUUCUGCCAUUCAGGACUGUACCGAAGCGCUCCGUCUCGACCCCGGGUAUACGAAGGCUAUGAAGUACCGUGCCAAGGCCCAGGGCAAGGCCGGUAACUGGGAGGAGGCUAUUCGUGACUAUAAGAGCGUUGCUGAGAACAACCCCGGCGAGAGCGGCAUUGCGGAGGAGAUCCGCGAAGCUGAAUUCGAGCUGAAGAAGUCUCAACGCAAAGACUACUAUAAGAUUUUGGGAGUCGAGAGUGAUGCCAGCGAACAGGAAAUCAAGAAGGCCUACCGCAAGUUGGCUAUUCUAUAUCACCCAGAUAAGAACCGUGACGGUGCAGCCGGCGAUGAGAAGUUCAAGGAAAUUGGUGAAGCCUAUGAGAAUUUGAUUGAUCCUCAGAAACGUGCUGCUUUCGAUAACGGAGACGAUCUGAGGGACCCAGCUGACAUGUAUGGCGGCGGUGGUUUCCCCGGUGGUGGAGGUUUCGGCGGCUUCGGUGGCGGCGUUCACCACAUCGAUCCCGAUGUUCUUCGAAACAUGAUGAACGGCGGCGGCUCCUUUGGUGGCCACGGCGGCUUUUCAUUCUAG
Molecule: messenger RNA, 2031 nt
Organism: Penicillium roqueforti
Lineage: Eukaryota; Fungi; Ascomycota; Eurotiomycetes; Eurotiales; Aspergillaceae
Product: DnaJ and TPR domain protein
Exons: 3
Coding region: 1-2031 (676 amino acids)
Molecular function (GO): protein binding
Source: RefSeq, a predicted model, not a curated record